Molecule: messenger RNA, 4834 nt
Organism: Equus caballus (horse)
Lineage: Eukaryota; Metazoa; Chordata; Mammalia; Perissodactyla; Equidae
Source: RefSeq, a predicted model, not a curated record
GCAGCGGUGGGCGGGGUAAACGAUCCGCCUCACACGGCGACGAGUGGUCGGAACCUUCUUCCUUCUCCUUCCCCUUCCCCUUCCCCUCCCAAGAAAGGCUGGGACCCGGCACCGGGGCUAUCCCGUGGCCGCUGCGGCCUCAGCUCCAGCCGGGCGGGGGUACGGAGAGGCCAGACCGCUUCCAGGGCGAGUGCUCCUGAUUGUGACAUCACAUCCAUCCCCUUGGCGAUGGAGCUUGUCACUAGGAAGGAAGACUCAGUCGGAGAAUAGCCAACAAGAUGGGUUACUGGGAGCGUCUCCUGAGUGGCACUGAGUGGAGGCAUCAGGGGGUUGGAGCCUUGUGAACAGGGAACCUGCCCCCCAACACUUGGAAGGAGUGUCUAAGCACAAGGUGACUGACUAUUGGCUGCCCUGGAGAGGAUUCCUGCCCUGGGAACUUAAAUCAAAUGGUCUCUUAUGGUCCAUUCUAACUCUAAAGGACCUGGGUUUCAGUGAUGAGACAUGGGGUAUGAUGUAACCCGUUUCCAGGGGGAUGUUGACGAAGACCUUAUCUGUCCUAUUUGCAGUGGAGUCUUGGAGGAGCCAGUCCAGGCACCUCAUUGCGAGCAUGCUUUCUGCAACGCCUGCAUCACCCAGUGGUUCUCUCAGCAGCAGACGUGUCCGGUGGACCGUAGUGUUGUGACGGUUGCACACCUGCGCCCAGUACCUCGGAUCAUGCGGAACAUGUUGUCAAAGCUGCAGAUUGCCUGCGAUAACGCUGUGUUUGGCUGCAGUGCUGUUGUCCGGCUUGACAACCUCAUGUCUCACCUCAGCGACUGUGAGCACAACCCAAAACGGCCUGUGACCUGUGAACAGGGCUGCGGGCUGGAGAUGCCCAAAGAUGAGCUGCCAAACCACAACUGCAUCAAGCACCUGCGCUCAGUGGUACAGCAGCAGCAGACACGCAUCGCAGAGCUAGAGAAGACAUCAGCUGAACACAAGCACCAGCUGGCAGAGCAGAAGCGAGACAUCCAGCUGCUAAAGGCAUACAUGCGUGCGAUCCGCAGUGUCAACCCCAACCUUCAGAACCUGGAGGAGACAAUUGAAUACAACGAGAUCCUAGAGUGGGUGAACUCCCUGCAGCCAGCAAGAGUGACCCGCUGGGGAGGGAUGAUCUCGACCCCAGAUGCUGUACUCCAGGCGGUAAUCAAGCGCUCCCUGGUGGAGAGUGGCUGUCCUGCCUCUAUCGUCAACGAGCUGAUUGAAAAUGCCCAUGAGCGUAGCUGGCCCCAAGGUUUGGCCACACUAGAGACAAGACAGAUGAACCGGCGCUACUAUGAGAACUACGUGGCCAAGCGCAUCCCUGGCAAGCAGGCUGUUGUUGUGAUGGCCUGUGAGAACCAGCAUAUGGGCGAUGACAUGGUCCAGGAGCCGGGGCUUGUCAUGAUAUUUGCGCACGGUGUGGAAGAGAUUUAAGAGAUCUCGACGGUCUAUCAGGAAGAGGUGGAAAUCAGAAAAUCCCAUCACUGCAGCAGCUGGGCCCUGAGUCCUCCCCACUCUCCUUAAUACCAUGGCUUACACUGGGGCCACACAUCUCCCUGCUCUUCUGGCACAGAAGGGCCCCAGGGCACCUUGCUCAGCCUUUCAGGUGGGAAACCCAGAUUCCCUCCUUUUGCCUAAUUUCUUCCCUUAAGAUGUGUGUAAAUGUUCAGGCUGGUUGGGAAAGUCCCCCUUCUAUAUCUGUUUUCCUGCCUAGAGUCCCUGGUUCCAGAUAUUUUCAGAAAGCACAAAGAUACUCAUUUUCUCUAGAGGAUCAGGGUGGAGUGAGGAAUCUCUCAACUUUCCCCUCCUUCCAAACCAGGGAAUCCGAGCAGGCAGGCCUGUUGACUCUCGACAGCAGUGAGAGGGCAGCCCUGGGGAGCAGACAUCCUGAAGAAAUGGUAAGGGUGGAACCCAAACCCUAGAAAUAAAUGAGGCCAGGAACUGGCCAUCACUGAUGGCCUUUAGGGGAGGACUGGACCUCUGUGCCAAGCAAUACCCUGUUCAGCCCACCUUAAAGGUGUGCAGGUCUGCAGGUUGGGACGUUGAAAAUUUCCAGAUGAGCUCUUCUUUCCUACGCUUUCUCAUAAUUAGGGAAUGACAGGGUUGGGGGUAGGGGGGUUAGUCUUGGGGUGAGUAUGCUCAGCAGGAAGCAGCUCUGGCUUUUGCUGAAAUUGGGUAGGCACUGCCUCUUGUGGCACAGGCCAUAAUAGUUCCAUAGACCCCCCGCCCGCCCUGUGAUUGUAACUAGUUAUUUUGAUAAUUUCCUUUGGCCGUUGUUGUUUGUUACAUUUCCCUCCCUUCCUCCCUCCCACUUUUUUUUUUUUUAAGAAUGGCCCGGUUAUAGCUGCCCCACUUUUCCAGCCCAGCCACACUGUUGGCAAUUUAAUUUAUUUACUUUUUUUUAAGAAAGGAAAAAGAAAAAAAAAAUUAACAAAACUUAAAGCUUUUCUUUUGCUGUUCCUAUUGUGGGGAUUCUGGAUAGGGUGGGACAGGGAUGGGGUCUGUUUUCUAUUUUUCCUUUUCAGCACAACCUUUGGCUUUAACAUAGGCAGGGCCAAGGGAGUUCUUGGCUGAACUUAUGUCUGCCCCAACCCUGCAUAAGCCCAUCUGAGAGGAGAAGCUUCCUCUGUUCCAGCAGUGGAUAUGACAGUCCAGCAUCAAUGCCUGUGUCCUUUGGACAACUUUGCUCCUAGCCCUUCCAGGGUCUCAUCGUAAAACUCUGUAUUUCACGUAUUAAUUUUGAAGACAUUUCUACCCCCUCCCCCAGUUUCCUUGGAUAUAUAUAGCCGGUUUUAAGCUUUCCCAGGCAAGAUCGGAUACAGGCUGUGCUCUGUCUCACUCAUGCCCCCUAAGGGCUUCAGCUCCAUUUCAGGGUACCCAGGGCAUUCCCUGAUCCCUUGGGUGACUGGCAGAGUAAGAGAAGGGGAAGGAUAGUGGGUGUGAUUAUUUUAAUAUGCAGGUGGGAGUGGGGUUAAAGAGAGAUGGCCAUAUAACAGCUUCUUUUUGGAGUUUUCUUCCAGGCCAGCUUGCUGUAGGUCUGUGUAGCUGGGUCACGGCUCCACUGGGAUUGGGGUGGAGGGAUACAGCUUGAAGGGAGUAGGGAACAGUCAUUUGUUCCAGCUCCAGGACACUGUGCUCAGGAAUUUGAAAACGCUGCUAUACUUAGUGUGGUUACUGCAUUUCUUCCACUCCCCUCUGCCCCUGCCUGCCUUACCAGGGCCCAUACCCUCCUGUCGUCACCCUCACUUGGAGCCAGGAAGCUGUUAAGCUUCCCUACCCUUUGCACUAGUGUCUCUGCGGGUUGCGGGUUGUGUUAUAUGUGCUGUUCCGUGGUGUUGACUGCACUAAUAAACCUUUUACUCAACUCUAAAUUCUUAAUUCAGCAUCACUCCCCUUCUUGUGAAGGCUUCUCCUCUGCUUUGGCCUUUCUCUCACCUUAAUUUCCCUUACUUCUGACUUUGUAACCUACCCUGAUCUUAGAACUAACCUCUGUUUUAGGAGGAUGUCUGUCUGGUAGUCGUGUGCACCUGUGCGCCCUCCUCUAACCUUCCCUCUCAUCCCCUGUUCUGUAACAGCCAACACUUUGUCUCCAGUGACCUGAACUGUGUUCUUCCCAGGGUCUGCCUUUGCCCCCAGUUCCAUGUCUUCCCUGGGGUUUGAUGAUACUUUAUACAGAAGAUAUGCAUGCACCUUUCUCCCUUGUCCCACGAGACCUUUGCUGUGGAAUCUGGAAUUCCAUUGUAGCCAGGGACACCUCCACGCCAACCCCACCCCCACCCCCUGGUGUCCCCUAACCAAGAAAGUAAACAUGAGAAAGGGAACCUGGGACGGCUGUACCUGUGAUGGUUGUCAAACCUUGAGAACCCCUUUUGGAGGCAUUUGCUGCCAUCUUCUCCCUGUCUUGCAAAAAAGAAAAUCAUCUUUUCCCCCAGUACUGUAGUUUAAAUUUGUUGAGCAUUUUCCAUGCACCUGAUGUAAAUCUAAUAGUAUCGUAGAUACUCUAAUGGGAUUAAAAAGGGGGGAGGCAUUGGGCAUUCCUGUGCCCACCAAGUCUACUGCACUUACACACGAGUCUGAUUAUACAAUGCUGACGACACAUCGCCAUGCACAGCACACAAGGCACUAGUCACUCUAGUGAUACCACCCGUGCACUUUCCCUGAAGCUCCUUCAGAAUUACUUUCAGAACUGCUGCUCAUUCUUUUGAAUGUCAUUAAUGGUGCCAAAUCUUCCUUUUAGGUUAGACUUGGUUUUUGGAAACAAUAUUCAUUAAGUUUCUAUUCUGCAAGGAACUCACUGGAGGGGUCAGGGGGUUCAUAAAGCAAAAUGGCACCUACCUUCAAGAACUUACUCCCUAAUGGAGAUGAGUACAUAUAUGAGAGAGAUGAUUGGUGUGGUAAGUGGGUCUACAAGCAAAAUGUGAGCCACUGAUUCUGAUGGGUACCAGGAAAGACUUUUUCAGAAGUGGUGUUUGUUCUAGAUCAGAGGUUGACAAACACAGUUUGCAUCCUGCUGCCUGCUUUUGUAACAAAGUUUACUGGAACACAGCCAUGCCCAUUUGUUUGUGUAUUGUCUACGCCGUUUUAGAUUACAACAGCAGAGCUGAGUAGUUGCCCCAGAACUAUGGCCCACAAAGCCUAAAAUACUUGCUGUUUGGUCCUUCACAGUAAGUUCGCCAACCCUAGACCUUUACAGUUCAGGAGAAUGGGCAGGGAAGUGUACAAAGGGUUGGUGGUUUUAAUUUUUUACCUCAGUAUAUACAUUUGCAAAAUCACAACGUUUUUCUACAUUGCCACAAUAAAUGCUUAAAAUUAA